AUGACCCCGGGUGAGGCAGUACGAAAGCUCGGUCUACUAGAGUGGCAGAGAAGCCGACCCAUAUCUCGUCUUGCUGCGAAUCGCAAAGCUGACACCAAUGAAAUGGGCGCAUUCUCCGGAGAGGCAUACAGCAAGUGGUUCGAAAGUAUGAUCCAAUUGCACCAGAAGGAGGGUAUUGCCCGAUACUUCCAUUUCAUCAUGCAGGUCGACGUGACGGAUCAGCUCGAGCAUAUCACUGUUCCAACGCUGGUCAUUGCGCCAAAGAACAGCAUGGCUAGUCCAGUAAGCCUGAACAAACAUAUCGCGUCAGAAAUCCACACAUCCCGCCUGGUCAUUAUCGACAGCGUUGGGCAUAUGGUGUACAUGGACCAACCGCAGGCAACGUGCGAUGCACUACUGCAAUGGCUGCAAGAUGUCAAGUCGCAGCGCGUUUGA
Messenger RNA from Didymosphaeria variabile, 435 nucleotides. RefSeq lists its product as uncharacterized. The coding region runs from base 1 to 435 and encodes 144 amino acids. The record is from RefSeq and is a predicted model, not a curated record. Lineage: Eukaryota; Fungi; Ascomycota; Dothideomycetes; Pleosporales; Didymosphaeriaceae. The transcript has 2 exons.